AUAAAUUUUAAACCUCUUCUGCCAAACACAGAGCAUCAGGCAACUGCUUUCACUGCUUUUUGCCGCCAAUCGCCACGUGAUAAGUUCUACAUUUUUGCAUAAUAAUUCUCAUAAAUGAUUACUACUACAUCAGGAAAUUAAAAAUAAAACAAUAUGAAACAUUGCAGAUUAAAAUUGCUGUCGAUUUUCAUAUUAUAUCUAGCAACAUGCUCAGCACAAUUUGUCGAUGAAAUGCAGUCUCUAGAGCCCACAUGCUUUGAGGAGGGAGCAUUCUUCUGCUUGGGUGGCGGCUGUAUCACAGCUGAUAGAUAUUGUGAUGGAUUUUAUGAUUGCGAAGAUGGUAGCGAUGAAAACUUUUGUUCGAGCCACCUGCCAGAUGCGCAAUACUGCAACCAGACCCACCAAUUCCUGUGCGGGGACUCUCACAAGUGUGUGCCAGCAACGUGGGUGUGCAACAAUGAGCUGGACUGCGAUGACGGCAGCGACGAAGUCAACUGCACCAGUCCUCAUGUCAAUGAGAAUUCCACGUGCAAAGGGUUCCUAUGUGACGGCGAGCGCUGCAUCUCGACGCUGUGGAUGUGCGACGGCAAGUACGACUGCGACGACAAGACCGACGAGGACAUACAUGAUACUUGCAGACACGCGCUACACGGUCGUCGCGUGAACGACGGUGUGAACUGCCCCAGUGGCACACCGCAGAGCGCCGCCGAGAUGGAGUACGCGUGUACGGACGCGUCGUUCUGCGUCCCCGCCCACCGCAUGUGCGACGGGCUGAAAGACUGUCGCGACGGCAGCGACGAGGGAGAGUUCUGCGAACACUGGUCCACGAUGUGCGACAACGUGACGUGCGCCGGCGGGUUCUGUGCGGCGUCGCGUGCGGGCGCGGAGUGCCAGUGCGGCGCGUUACAGCGGUACGACGGCGCGCGGUGCGGCGCGGCCGACCAGUGCGCGCUGCCCGCGCCCGUCUGCUCGCAUACGUGCGUGCACCGCGGUGACCAUUAUACGUGCCAGUGUGACGACGGAUACGUCCCCGACCGCGCUAACUACCUCUGCUUCGCGCCAGAACCAGAAGCGAUAUUGUUCUUCAGCACCCGCAACGAAAUCCGAUACAUCAAGGUCCAUUCUAAGCUGCAGGGCAUCAUCGUAGGCGACGUUAAGAAGGCUCACGGCGUGACGUUCGACGGCAGGCACGUGUAUUGGGUGGAGACGGCGCAGGGCCACCAGGCCAUCGCGCGCGCGCUCUUUGACGACGUCGCCGCCACUACACAGGUUGUGGCGGCGCUGCGUCUGUCGUCACCGGCGGACGUGGCGGUGGGGGGCGGGGCGCUGUACUUCAGCGACGCGGACUGGGCGGCGGUGGGCGUGUGCACGCUCGACGGCGCCGUCUGCCGCACGCUGUUCGCCAACACGCAGCAUCCGAGAUUCGUCACGCUCAAUCCGAGGAAAGGUGACAUGUACUGGGCGGAUUGGAAGGAGAACCCUGUCCUAUACACUGCCAAGAUGGACGGCACAGGUCAAGAUAUACUGGUACCCGACUUGGAGACGUUUGCAACUGGCCUGGCCUUGGACGCGCCUAAUGACCGGUUGUACUACGUCGACCAGACCAUCAGAGUCGUGAGGCUUGCUGAUAAGAAGGUCUAUACGCUGUUCUCUGAGCCGUUCCACCACCCGUACGCGCUGGCGGUGUUCGAGAACACCGUGUACUGGAGCGACUGGACGUCCAACACGCUGCAGGCCACCGACAAGAUCCACGGCGCCGCCAACCGCCGCGUGCUGCUCAGUCUCGACGUACCGGUGUUCGACAUGCACAUCUACCACCCGGUGGAGCAGCGCGCGCACGCGUGCAGCAACCACACGUGCUCGCACCUGUGCCUCGUCGCCGGCCCCGCGCACGCCGUCUGCGCCUGCCCCGACCACAUGAUACUGCGUGAUAACACCUGCAUCAUGCCGGCGGGUUACCGGCCGCCAUAUUUAAUCGUGGGUGCGGGUGCGACGCUGACGCGCGUGCAGUACGCCGCGCUCGGCAGCGCCGACGCCGACCGCGUCACGCUCGACAUCAGCCGCCUGCAGGCCAUGGCGUACGACAACGUAAGAGACACCGUGUACGUGUACGACGGGCGGCGCAAGACCAUCAACUACCUCAACAUGAGCAACUUCCAGGCCGGUAUCGCGCACCUCUUUCUCUACGAGGGUAUGGAGAACGUCAUCGACAUGGACUUUGAUUUCAUAUCGGACACACUAUACGUGUUGGACGCGAGCCGUCGCGUGGUGGAGGCGAUAUCGGUGCGCAACAAGAUCAAGGCAUUCGUGCACUUCUUCGACGAGCAGGAGACGCCCAUCAGCUUCUGUGUCAUCCCACAACAUGGCACAAUGUUAGUUGCGAUAAUGGUGAACGAGGACUCGAACUACAUCUUUGUGGACUCGAUGGGGUUGGACGGGUCGGGCCGCAAGCGGUUCCCAAUCACCAACCUCGUCGGCCCGGCGGUCCGCAUGCGGUACAGCCCCGACACAGAUCUCGUCUACUUCACCGACGAGGGCCGCAAUAUCGUCGAGACUAUACAUCCAUCUGGCACGGGUCGCGAGGCGUUCCGUCGUCACGUGGCGGGCGCGGCGAGCCUGGCGGUGGCGGACACGCACGUGUUCUGGGCGGACCGCCGCGCCGCGCGCCUUUACUGGGCGCACCCGCACGACGCCGCCAUGCGCACGCGCAGACUCGACUUGGCGAUGUACUCAAACGUGUCCCACCUGUAUCUGCAACUGGCGGCGCCGCGUGCGGACGUAGCUGCGUUCCGUACGCACCCGUGCAGCGCUGCGCCCACGCCGUGCUCGCACGUGUGCGUGCAGGCGCCGCACAUUGAGGCCAUAGCGCCACACUACCGCUGCCUGUGCCCGCCCGGCCUAGUACCUGAUGGCGACAGCUGCGUCGAGCGCCGCCGCUGCACCGCUCACGAGUUGUACUGCCACAAGAGCAAUAAGUGCCUGUCGCAGUAUAAGAAGUGUGAUGGGAUUAAGGAUUGCAAGUACGGGGAGGACGAGGUUGGCUGUCCGGCUUCUAUGGAGACAACCGUUUGUCUGUGGGAUCAGAUCAACUGCCACGGAAACUGCAUCUCCAGGAACUCCGUUUGCAAAGACAUCGCGACACCAGAAAUAAUGACGUGCGGCGCGUCGGAGCAGCGGUGCGACGACGGAGCGUGCGUGUCGCGGGCGCUGGCGUGCGAUGGCCGCGCCGACUGCGCCGACGGCUCGGACGAGCGGCCCGACGUGUGCGACACCAUCGCCUGCCUCAAUACUGAGUUUAUGUGCGAUUCAGGAUCGUGUAUUCCUGUGAUGUGGCGCUGUGACAGAGUCGAGGAUUGUACGGACGGCUCGGAUGAAGUUGGAUGUGCGAACACGACGUGCGGCGCGGAGGAGGUGUCGUGCGGUGACGGUGCGUGCGUGCCGUUGGCGCGGCGCUGCGACGGCGCGCUUGACUGCGCCGACGGCACCGACGAGGACGGCUGCGACGACACCGACGUUAUAGUUAAGCCGCCAGUGGAGGUGUCGUGUCAGCCGUGGGAGUAUGUGUGCGAGCACAACAGGACCAUUUGCUUGCCCUACACGGCGCGGUGUAACGGUCGCGUGGAGUGUCCGGGCGGGAGCGACGAGGCGGGGUGCGAGGUGCGGUGCGCGGCGAGCGGCGAGUUCGCGUGCGCGCAGGAGGUGCGCUGCGUCGGCCUACAGCGCGUCUGCAACGGCUGGCGGGACUGCGCUGACGGAUCCGAUGAGACGCCCGAUGCAUGUGCCAGGGUGAACAAGACGAGCGUGCUGGAACAGAAGCUGCUGGCGCUAGAGGAGGCGGCGUGCGCGCGCGGCUACCGCUGCGACAACAGCCAGUGCGUGGACUGGGGCCAGGUGUGCGACGGCGCGCCCGACUGCAGCGACGCCACUGACGAGGGCGGCCUGUGCUCCACCCUCUGCACGUUAAACUGCACGCACGGGUGCGCGCGCAGCCCACGCGGCGGACACUGUACGUGCCCGCUGGGGUACGUGCGUCGCGGCGUGUUCGGCGAGCGCUGCGAGGACGUGGACGAGUGCGGCGAGCGGGUGUGCGCGCACGCCUGCCGCAACACGCCCGGCUCCUUCCUCUGCUCGUGCCAUCCAGGAUACAUGCUUAGACCCGACCGGCGCUCGUGCAAGGCGGCGGCGGGCGCGCUGACGCUGCUGUACGGCGCGGGCGGCAGCGUGCGUGCGCUGUCCCGCUCGCACCACCACGAGCUUGUGUACGACGAUCCGUACAACCAUACCGUCACCGACGUCGCCUAUAAUGUGCUAAAAGAAAAACUAUACAUCGCGUCGUACGAUGGCGAAAAAAUAGUGGAGGUGAUACGGAAGGCGGACACCAACGUCGUGCUCGCUACCACCGUCGUCACCAACAUCGGGAAACCCACUAAGGUGGCGGUGGACUGGGUGACGGACAACGUGUACUUUGCGGACGCAUCUGCGGGCGCGGAUGGCGCGGGCGGCCGCGUGCGCGUCUGUCACGUAUCACGCAAGCGCUGCGCCACCAUCAAGCGACUUAAUCCUUAUAUCCAGGUGUCAGCCCUAGAAGUGGAUCCUAUAAAUCGCGUGAUGUUUUACUGCCUCACUCGUGCCGAGGACGCGGCGGUCCGGUCAUCGGACCUGGCGGGGCGGGGCGCGCGCGACCUGGCGUCCGUGCCGUCCUGCAGCGGGCUCGCGGCCGACGUCCACGCCAGGACGCUGUACAUCGCCAGCCCCAAGACCUCCGCUAUUCUGCAGGUUGAUUACCAGGGGAAUACGCUGUCGACGGUGGUAUCUGUGGACGGUCACCUGCGGCGCCUGCAGGGGUUGGCGCUGUUCGAGGCGCACGCGUACUUCGUCAGCGGCGGCGCGCUCGCACACUGCGAGCUAUUCGGCGCGCACGCGUGCGGCACGGUGGCGCGCGCGCCGGCCGCCGCGUUCACAGUCCGUCACGAGGCGACGCAGCCCGGCGCGCCGCCCGCGUGCCGCGCCGCCCACUGCGCCAACAUCUGCGUGCAGGACGGCACCUCGCACGUCUGUGUCUGUCAGGACGGCAGCCUGCCGCGGAACGGCGUGUGCCCCGCCUUCCCACAGACCGAGCUGGCGCUAUUCAACGGGUCGCCGGCGGCGGCCGCGCGCGGCCACGCGGUGUCGGGCGCGCUGGCGGGUGGCGUGGCGGCGCUGUUCGUGCUGUACCUGCUGGCCUGGCUGCACCAUGCCCGCAACAGGCGCAAGGCCAACGCGCCGGGGAACUACUUGCAGGUUCGGUAUGACAACGCCGCUGGAAUGACUCGAGUAACAGCCCCGAUAGAAAUGCCAGCAACAACUAGUGCGACUGGCCAUGAAUUUAUCAACCCACUGCAGUUUGUGAGAAACGUAUGGCGCGACUCGUUCCAUGGGAAACCGAGACCUGUUGGUACUGCUGGACUGGUGAUAGACCUGCAACAAGAUCUGUCUGACACAGAGUCGGAUCUGGACAUCCGAGAGAACAAGAGACUGUUUGCUAAAUAAAUUUAAAUUAUUAAAAUUACUAAGUUACUCGAGUAAAGAGUAAUUUAUGCAAGAUGUUAUUGUAUAUUUGUUAUGAUAUUUUAUAAAUUUUGAUAAAAUGAGUUAUAUUUUAUACUUUGUGAUGUAUAUUUUAUCAUAUUUUUAUAGAAAGUGUUUAUUCUAAAAAUAAAUCAAUUCUGUUUUUAUAUUCCUAACCCUAUAAUGUAUUAGGUACAAGAAAAUUAUGUAUAGGCAU
Molecule: messenger RNA, 5764 nt
Organism: Aricia agestis (brown argus)
Lineage: Eukaryota; Metazoa; Arthropoda; Insecta; Lepidoptera; Lycaenidae
Gene: yl
Product: putative vitellogenin receptor
Exons: 36
Coding region: 154-5529 (1791 amino acids)
Molecular function (GO): calcium ion binding; protein binding
Source: RefSeq, a predicted model, not a curated record